Molecule: messenger RNA, 981 nt
Organism: Symbiodinium sp. CCMP2456
Lineage: Eukaryota; Dinophyceae; Suessiales; Symbiodiniaceae
Source: the annotation of a GenBank genome assembly
AUGGAGGCGUUGCGUGCCGAAGUUCGGGAGAUGAAACUGGCACGAAGUGGUCCACCCAUCCGAGUUGUUGGCCGCGACGGUGUUUCCUUGGAGCGCAUCCUGGAGCAGGCAGUUCCAUACACCAUAGUUGAGAUCCCGGAGGGCAUUCACAGCUUUGAGCUUCUGGAGUUAAAGAAGCCAGUGUUGAUUCGGCGCAGCAUGGCAUCGCGCAAGUCCGACACGGUGCUUAUGGGAAGCAUCGUAAUAGCAUCUCGUGGCGUGAAGAUCGAGUCCGUUUGCUUCCGUUGUGAUCCGGAGUCCCAGUACACACAGAUGAUUACAGUGGGCACUUCUGAGUGCUUCAUUGAUGCCACAGAGGCCGAGCUGGUUGACUGCGACAGUAACAUGAGCCUGGUGAUCAAGAGCGGGGCGCCAAUAAUUCGGCAUUGCAGCUUCUCAGCUCAGGGCGAGUUGAAUGAUCAGGGCUUGCGCGCGAGUUUGAAUAGCUGUAUCUGGCUGGGCAGAGACACUGCUGCGACUAUAGAUUCCUGUUUCAUCGAUGGAAGAUCCAGCCGCGUGCAUGCCUUCUCGAUCGAUGACAAUGCAUGGGGGAGGUUGCGACGGAAUGUGGUCUGUGGCACGAGCGAAUACCCUGCAUUCCACAGAGGGUCCUUUGGCAACUGCGAUCUGGACCAAAGCAAUGAGAUCAACUGCCCUGUCUACCAUGGCGUGCGGAAACUGCGAGCCUUGGAGCAAAGUCAUCCAGCAUCACCUGCAGCUCCGGGAAGGUUUGGUGCCUCACCUUCGCCCGAUGGUCGAACAACUUUCCGGGAUGGCGGCAUUCUGCAGCAUGGUCUAUCCCAUGGUGCACACUCGGCAAGUUCGGCAGCCGACAAUCACCGACCUGUCCCGUACAGCGGGCAGGGACAGGUGCCAGUCUUGCAGCCUCCAUCGAGCCCAACCCCUCGACACCACGGUUCGGUUCCUUGGCAGGUCUUGUAA